CACCCACCGUUCUAGAAUCGGCGGUCUCCACCCCACUGUUUAGAGUGACGCUUUUUCUUUUUCUUGCUUUCUUUUUUGGGUGUCUUUUGCUGCUCUGCCCAACGCCGCUUUACUCUGCGCGGAAGAUUCGACCCGGUCCCCUUUCCUCUUCCACCGUCUCGUCGCCCCCUUUGUCGAGAUGGACGACGGCGAAAUAUACGAAUACGACGACCAGCGGCCGCGGAGCCCCGGAUCCGACGGCGGCGGAGGGACGAGCAUCCACAUCACGGCGCUGGACGGCAUCAUCAACGUGAACUCCCUCUUUACGCUGGCCGUCUUCGUGGGCCUCGCCUGGAACCCAUCCGACCUCUCCGCCGGCAGCCUCGCCUCCGGCGACUGCGUCGCGGGGAAGCGGGUGGCGCAGGACCUGGUCUCCUUCCACGUCUUCGCCUUCGCCUCCUUCCUCUUCUCCAGCCUCGUCGCUCUCUGCCUCAAGCAGGCCAUCCGCCUCGUCCACCCGCCCGGCAGCUCCCGGGCCGCGCGCGUCAACAGGGCGCUGCUUCGCGCCGGCAUCCUCGCCUCCGCCGUCGGCUCCGUCUUCGGAUGCGGCUUUCUCAUGCUCGCCCUCGUCAACGUCGUCCAGGUCAAGCUCGGGCGGCUCGGGUGCGGCGGCUCCGCUUCCGCUGGGGCCAUCGCGCCCCUCGUCACCCUCGUCCCCGCCGCCAUGCUCAUCUACACCGCCAUCGUCUUUUACGCCUUCACUCGCUAGUCGGUCGCCAUGAUCGGUCUCAACCGCCCAUCCAUCAACCAUUUCCAUGGUUAGGGUUAGGGUUAGGUCUCUCUGUGAAUUAGUCUUCUCCGAGGUUCCGACCUGUUUAUUUUUUCCUUCCUCUUUUGUGUGUGGAAAUCUUGAUUUGAAAAUACCGACUUUGUGAAUAACUGUUUUAAUCUUUCAUGAAUUUAUUUGCUUGCUUAUAUGAUGAACUUUAAGAUUGAUUUCGUAUCUUUUUUGUACAGAAUUUUAUUUGGAAAUGGUGAUUAUUUUUUUUUGUUAAUUUUCAAAAACGCUUUGAUUAGUCGGUGUGAGUUGUUCGUGCAUACUUCAUUGUAUAACUAAGAAAAGAGUGCAUUGAUGGAAGUAACCGAUCAGAUCUAUGGGAAGUGGAGACACGGAUAUCUGUUGUACAAGGCUUAUUUUGACCGUCAAACAUUGAAGAAAGUUUAGAAAGUAGUUGCUCCUCGUGAAUUCCUAUCCGAAACUGCCCAAAAGCCAGCAUUUCCACUUGGGGAACAAUUGGCAAGUCAAAUGGAAGAUUCUGCCUCCAGUUUCAACAGUUCUUCAACAAUGGCAAAGAAUCAAUUCGACAUCUCCUUCAGUUUCCACUACCUCCAUUACCUCAUAUUUGCUUCCUCUUUGCCCCGAUCCAUUUUUGUGCUCUGCUUUCUGCGAUCAUGCCGACCAUGUAACUACAAGCAAUCACGUUGGGAGAUUAGAAUAUACGUGAUCCCAGAAGAAUGGGUUCACCCAUAAUUGCUAAUGGUUUGGACGAAAAUAUCUACAAAGGGAGAUCGGGAAGAAGGUCGGGGUGCUCGACAAUGCAAGUUUAGUUGUAGGAACGGCAGGAUGUUGGUGAAGGAUAGAGGACAAUCCUCUGAUGCUUGAAGCACUGAAGCAAGUCUCCACAGAAAGAAAGCAAGAGUUUCAGAAGACAUUUAUGUCUUAGUUGCUGGAGAUGGACUGAGGGUUUAUAGAUAUGAGGAGCUCGGACCAAAUUUACUUGUUCUGGGUUCUCUGGAGCAACAACAAUUGGCAAGGUUUUACAACUUGAUGGAUGAUGUUUUCAUAAAUCCGAGUCUCAGAGCAACAGGCCACAGGGUUUGUAUCAUGCACUAUAGAAGCAAUGCUUUCUGGUGUUACGGCCACAGAAUUUGCCAGCAUUACCAGCACUCUUAUUGUGGGGCCAGAUAUCAGCUACGCAUUUUCGCAAACAGUUCGUUUGCUUGAGGACUCUUUCCGCAGGAUUCUGGACAUGGAAAAAGAGUACUCACGGAGGAAGGUGAGGUCGGCUGAAACAGAGCAACGUGGCUCUGCGGGAAAGAUGGCAGCUGCUUGUGAAAGGCUUGUGCUCUGCUUUUCUAGAGAAGCUAAUGUAAAGGCUAACAAUGAUUACUGAAAAGGCCUAUUUCCAUGGGAUUGAAGUGGGUGAAGCUGUUCUAUCCAUUUUGGUGGGUGUUAGUGCCACCAUAAACAAACUGUAAUUGAUGUAGCGCUGCCUCCAUUAAAGUCAUAUAGGCUAUGUGGCUGCGGCACUCAUCUAUAUCCAUGAAUAUGGUCUUCUUGGAGCUUCUCCAGCAAUAUAUAUACCUGUGGAAAGGUUUAUAGUCUGCGCACGGAAGAGAUGGAAGUUACAAUGAAUCACUUCUGCCUCCUCGGAUUUUUUGUGGUUGCAAGUAUCGCGGGAUCGGAGAGUGCUAAUGGAGCUGGGGGAUGUGGGAAUGUUCGUGUUCAUAGAGUUGCCCUUCGGAUGGCUCUGAGUGCAGCAGCAUCACGAGAUGCACAGGCCGGAGUUUCAGAUAGGUGCUGCUCAGAAGAAGUGAAGAAGCUAGGCCAGAACCCAAGCUGCC
Molecule: messenger RNA, 2604 nt
Organism: Phoenix dactylifera (date palm)
Lineage: Eukaryota; Viridiplantae; Streptophyta; Magnoliopsida; Arecales; Arecaceae
Source: RefSeq, a predicted model, not a curated record